CACCACCUCUAACCGCCUCAAAUCUUCUCUCCUGCAAUCGCACCAACUGCGGCAUCUUUUGCGGAUUAUUGCGGCCCGCUUUUCUCCCCACCUACGAUUGCCCCUCCUCAUUGCACCAUCCGCCAGAGGCGAUCGCCAUAAAAGCCGGCUCUAGAUCUUGCAUAAAUUCGUUAAUCUUUUCAACCAUCGACCGCAUCGCUCUAUACAUAUAAAGAGACCGACAAGCAAAUACGCAACUGCAGCUGCUCUUGCUCAGCAACUCUGAAUAGCUGAAUCAGCUUCAUCUAUCACAUCUACAUCUACAUCAACAACACACCACCGCCAAAAUGAGCGCCGACAACAUCCACCACGUCGAGACCGCCGAACACUUUGACUCGCUCCUCGCCGCAAACACGUACGUCGCCGUCGACUUCUACGCCGACUGGUGCCCGCCCUGCAAGGCCAUCGCGCCCAUCUACAAGUCCCUCGCCGACAAGCACAGCGCCGAAAACACGCUCGCCUUUGCAAAGGUCAACGUCGACAACGUCCAGAAGAUUGCCGCCCGCUACGGCAUCACCGCCAUGCCCACCUUCCUCUUCUUCAAGGACGGCCAGCAGGUCGCCGUCAACGGCCAGGCCAUGAUCCAGGGCGCCGAUCCCCGCAGCCUGGGCGCUGCUGCUGAGAAGCUGGGCGGGCUGGCGCAGAAGAGGCUCGAGGAGGCCCAGACGGCCACUGCUUGAGAAACAAGACGGUUUUGAAAGAGGAGGAAGAGAAAGAAUAUCACCAUCACUGGAUUUGUCUUGGAGAAAUACGAGAAUAGAGGGAGGAACGCAUGCAUUUUACCGGGGCGCAUAUGAGAGCAAUAUCACAUGGGAAAAAAGACGGCGGCUUGUCUAGCAUUUUUGAGCCAUACAGUUAUCAAUUUACAGUUCAUUUCUUCUAAU
Molecule: messenger RNA, 923 nt
Organism: Trichoderma atroviride IMI 206040
Lineage: Eukaryota; Fungi; Ascomycota; Sordariomycetes; Hypocreales; Hypocreaceae
Cellular component (GO): cytosol
Molecular function (GO): protein-disulfide reductase activity
Source: RefSeq, a predicted model, not a curated record